AUGGAGCCUCCUGCAACUGUUGAUGUACAGGUUACCUUAGUUGAACAACUAGCAACUCAACUAAAAGUGGAUAAUCCACCAGCAAUAGAACAACUGGAGAAACCCCAAUCUCCACCAGUCAUUCAAGCUAUUCAGAAGGAACCUACUGAAAAUGUUGUCACACAGUCCUGUGAAAAGGAAACGGAAAAGAAUACAAAGAAGGCAAUCAUUAAGGUUGUAUCCUCUGAACCAACAAAGCAGAAGCAACUUGAUGAGGAUGAUGAUGAUUCUAUAAAUAUAAAUUGGUUUGGCCACUAUUUCUUGAGUGCUCAAUCUUGUUUCAUGAUGGAGGAGAGCAAAAUACAGCAAUGGGAAUAUGGGUAUGAUCACAAAGAAUCAGAUUGUUGGAAGGCCUCAUUUAUCAGUACAGUAGAUUUUAAUGAGGAUGUUCUUUUAUUGCCCCCAUGGAACAAUCUACUGUUUGAAGAAGAUAGAUCGGGAGAGGGUUUAAUGCAAAUUACAGAGAUACUACAUGAGGGUAGAGAUGAAGAUUUAGUGCCUCAUGAUGAGAUUUUCUCAGAUUUGAGUUUGAUUCCAAAUGUAAAGCCUUUGAAUGAAUCAGUUGAGUUUUCUUCCAUGGAAGGCAAUUUACUGGAUGUUUUAGAGCUCCCAGAUCAGAGUGAUGAAAUAAUGAUGGAUUCUGAUGUGUUCUGUGAAGAUAGCAGAGAUGAUUCUUGCGUAGUUGAAGAAGAUUAUAGUGUAGGAAAUACAUCAGCCUCUGUUGAGUGCUACUGGCCAGCUCAAGCUGCUGCCUUAACUCUGUACAAGAGUGAUUCAGCAGAAUACAGGGGACUAGGGCUUGUACAUCUUCUGAUUGCCUGUGCAGAAGCUAUUUCAGAUGGAGCCCAUGAUCUUGUUGAGGCUAUACUUUGCAGGUUGAAAGAAUUGGUUUCUCCAACUGGGACAACCAUGGAGAGGGUUUCAUAUUAUCUUACUCAGUCCCUUGAACAGAGGCUUUAUUGUUCAGUUGGUGGAGAUGGUAUGGAGGAGCAUAUGUUCAAGGUCUUGAAAAGUACUAAAGAUCCCAAUUAUCUGGGGGCUUUUAGAUUACUAAAUCAAGUAUAUCCUUAUAUCAGGUUUGCUCAUUUCACUGCCAACCAGAGCAUUUUGGAAGCCAUCCCUGCUCAAGCACAGGGACUGCAUAUACUUGAUUUUGACAUAAUGGAGGGCCUGCAGUGGCCUCCAUUGAUGGAAGCCUUGAAGAGUGAAAAAUACAAAAUUCGCCACCUCAAGAUUACAGCUGUCAAAUGGGAUAAUGAUGAUCAUGAUCAUGGUGGUGGUAGUGGUUUAGGACAAGUUUCAUUCUCUGGCAAAGAAACUGGAAGGAGAUUGUCUGAGUAUGCAUGCUCAUUGGGUAUUCCAUUUUCUUUCCAAGAAACCCAAUUGGAAAAUCUGGAAGACAAUUUAAGUUGCAGUGGUGAUGAAAUGGUGGCAGUGAAUUGUAUGUGGGAAUUACCACAUAUGUUGGAGCACAGUCCAAGGAAGCUAUCAGAAUUCCUUGAAGGAGCACACCACUUGAAUCCAGUUAUCUUGACCUUGGGCACAGGACCCAGUGGACUUCUAGCUCAUAAAAAGAUCAAUUUGUUAGAGCGUUUUACCCAAUGUCUGAAGAAUCUAUGUGCACUGUUUGACUCCAUGGAAGCAGGAUUGUCAGAGCAAUAUGGUUCUGCAAGAACAACAAUGGAACGCUUAUUCAUGGCUCCAAUGGCAUGCAGGCCCAUUCAUCAUUUGUCAGAGGAAGAUGGGGAAUUUAACAAAGUGGUGGAUAUCCCACUGCGAUGUGGCUUUGCUGAAGACAAUAUAAGCAACAAAAGCAAAUUGAAUGCAAAGAUUAUGGCCCAAGAAGGAGAGCGUUACAGAGUGCAAAUGGAUGACAAAAAUCAGCUACUUCUACUCUGGCAAUCUACUCCAUUAAUGUCUGUUUCCACUUGGAAACCAACAAAUUAUAUUUGCCUCGAAGAAAUCUGA
This is a messenger RNA of Cryptomeria japonica (Japanese cedar), 2007 nucleotides long. Its product is annotated as protein NODULATION SIGNALING PATHWAY 2. Bases 1 to 2007 code for a protein of 668 amino acids. NCBI's taxonomy places the organism in Eukaryota, Viridiplantae, Streptophyta, Pinopsida, Cupressales, Cupressaceae. Gene Ontology annotation, cellular component: nucleus. The transcript has 2 exons. Gene Ontology annotation, biological process: regulation of DNA-templated transcription. The record is from RefSeq and is a predicted model, not a curated record. Gene Ontology annotation, molecular function: DNA-binding transcription factor activity; sequence-specific DNA binding.